Lynx canadensis (Canada lynx) is the source of this 3845-nucleotide messenger RNA. It is a transcript of the gene SLC25A32, whose product is annotated as solute carrier family 25 member 32. Gene Ontology annotation, molecular function: FAD transmembrane transporter activity; folic acid transmembrane transporter activity. The transcript is spliced from 7 exons. NCBI's taxonomy places the organism in Eukaryota, Metazoa, Chordata, Mammalia, Carnivora, Felidae. Gene Ontology annotation, cellular component: mitochondrion; mitochondrial membrane. The coding region runs from base 306 to 1259 and encodes 317 amino acids. The record is from RefSeq and is a predicted model, not a curated record. Gene Ontology annotation, biological process: folate import into mitochondrion; nucleotide transport; mitochondrial transport.
CUCUCGCGUCCGCGUCCCUCGGCCAGAAACGGCAGCGGAUGGGGGCGGGGCGGGGACUUGGCGGAGGACGGCGCCCCGCCUCCUUCGCUCUCUCCGCUGGCGUGACGUGCUGCCCUGCCCCUCUCACGCUAGCUCUGCGUUGGGGUCUCUCCGCUUAGUUACCACGUACUUGCGCCCGUCCCGGAAGUGGGCUGGCCUCCCCCUGAGGUUUCUGCUUCUAAGGGGCGACCGUCGCCAAGGUGGCGGUCACUGCAUCCCGGCCCACCUCCGCGGCCCUGGGCGUGGUAUCAGCGAGCCCUGGGACUAUGACGGGUCAGGGCCAGUCGGGAUCAGGGUCGUCGGUGUGGAGCACGAUAUUCCGCCACGUCCGGUACGAGAAUCUGGUAGCGGGUGUGAGCGGCGGGGUUCUGUCCAACCUCGCGCUGCACCCGCUUGACCUCGUGAAGAUCCGCUUCGCCGUGAGUGAUGGAUUGGAACUGAGACCAAAAUAUAAAGGAAUUGUGCAUUGCUUGACUACCAUUUGGAAACUUGAUGGACUACGGGGACUUUACCAAGGAGUAACCCCAAAUGUGUGGGGUGCAGGUUUAUCCUGGGGACUCUACUUUUUCUUUUACAAUGCCAUCAAAUCAUACAAGACAGAAGGAAGAGCUGAUCGUUUAGAGGCAACAGAAUACCUCGUCUCGGCUGCUGAAGCUGGAGCCAUGACCCUCUGCAUUACAAACCCAUUAUGGGUAACAAAAACUCGCCUUAUGUUACAGUACAAUGGUGUUGUUAACUCCUCACAACGACAAUAUAAAGGAAUGUUUGAUACACUUCUGAAAAUAUAUAAGUAUGAAGGUGUGCGAGGAUUGUAUAAGGGAUUUAUUCCUGGGCUGUUUGGAACAUCACAUGGUGCCCUUCAAUUUAUGGCAUAUGAAUUGUUGAAGUUGAAAUACAACCAGCAUAUCAAUAGAUUACCAGAAGCCCAGUUGAGCACAGUAGAAUAUAUAUCUGUUGCAGCACUAUCGAAAAUAUUUGCCGUGGCGGCAACAUACCCAUAUCAAGUUGUGAGAGCUCGUCUUCAGGACCAACACAUGUUUUACAAGGGCGUGUUGGAUGUAAUCACAAAGACAUGGAGGAAAGAAGGCAUCGGUGGAUUUUACAAAGGAAUUGCCCCCAAUUUGAUUAGAGUGACCCCAGCCUGCUGUAUUACUUUUGUGGUAUAUGAAAAUGUCUCACAUUUUCUACUUGACCUCAGAGAGGAAAAAAAAGUAAGCUAGAAGAAGAUCAUCUCAAUUCGUCUGCUUAAUGCAGCAGUUGCUCCUUUGUGUUUGAGGUAUAAACCUCAGAAGAAUGCUGCACAGCAACAUGGUUCAUAAUGGAAAUUGGUGUAUAAUCAUUAGAAGUCAAAGAACUGCUAAGACUUUGCAAUGUUGUUUUGCUCUUUGCCUUCCCCAUAUGUUUGGGACUUGGCUACCUCUGCCAGAAAUGGCUCCCAUCAACAUGACAGUAAAACUGACGUCAAGUGGAGAAUUUCACAAAUUUCUCUAUUUUAGUGUUCAAGUAGAAGCUGAUCACAGCAUUUGCUAAAUGGAUUAGAUGAAUGUGCUUCUUUUUGUGAACUCAUUUGCCUGGAUUGGCUUUAAAAUCAAUCUGUGUGCAAUAGCAAGAAAAUGGCUUCUGAAAAGAAUUGUCGCUGUUUCAAGAGUAAAUUGAACUUUAAGGAUUUGCUGGAAAAAUUGUUGCUUAAAUCCAGACCAUUUUUGAAUUGAGAAAUUUUGGUGAGAGGAAAAAAAAACACCACCACCGUAAACGUGCGUUAGUUUAAAUUCAGUUGGAAUGUUCUAACUAGGGAAAUUUGAGACGUAUAUACUUCUCUUCAUUUGAGAAAUAUAUUUGUUGUCAUUCUGUCAUUAAUUUUUUCCCUGGGGGCUCUUCCAUAGUUUAAAAUGUAAUUGUGGAUCCAGUUAUUAUAUUUUUUGACAUUGGUACUUGGUGUUUCUUAAACUUAACAAAAUCUGAACUCAGAUGCAGCUGUGUCUGCCCUUAUUUAGAAUAUUUGGCUGUAAGUCACUAAUUGGCUAUAAAUCACUAAUAGAUCACCUCACACACAUACUGGAAUGAUUGGGAUCUGUAUGUUGAGAAACUGUGUGGAAAUGGGAAACUUUAACUUCUUAUUUCAACUAUGAGAUGUAUGGGUCCAGAUCCCAAAUAAACGAUUAGUCUAGAUUAGUUGCUCAUAUUCAGGUUUAAAUACAGAUUACACUAAUGGCCAUUAUUGAUUUAACUUUUAUGAGUCAUUAUAAAUAUCUAUAAAAGCCUGUCCCCAAAGGAUGCCAGAAUAAUAUUUUUAUUUAUCAUAAACUUCUAUGAAUGCUGUUGCACUUCCAUCUAGUUGUAAAUAAAACAUUGUGGUUUUCAAAGCCAUAUUUAAAUGGUUCUUUGAAGAUAGGUCUAUUUUUUAUAUUUUGAAAAUGGCAUUGUUCUAAAAAUGUGGAACAGUAAGUAAUUGUAUUUACUAUAAUCUCUUGUAACAUGCACAGAAAUACUUUAUAAAUUAAAUGUGAUGUAUUUUUCAUCCUUCUGGGUUUACUACUAUAAUUCAUCUGAAUUCCUGACGUUAGUCCCUAUACAAAAUACUGGCUGCAGUUGCUGUUUGGAAUUUUAGAGGUAGUGCCAUUAUUUGAAUGCUUCUUGUGUACCCCCAAAUUAAUAAAACAUAAUUUCUGUCUUCUAAGAGCAUAUAAGUUUGCAGAAUAAAUAAAUAAGUGUUAAAUAACUCCAACCCUAGAUGAACGGGCAAGAUUUCUACAAGGCCCUCUAAGGGUUCUGAGAAAAGAGAACUCAUUCAACAACAAAUCGUAACUGAGUUCUUGCUCUGUGCCAGGUAUGUUACCAAGCACUGAAGACACAGCAGGGAAUAACCCAGACAACAUUCCUGCCCUUAGGGAAUUUUCCUUUUAGUGUGAGUGACAGAAAACAAAUAUAUGCAUAGUAUAGUUUCAGAUAUUAAAUGCUAUAAAUAGAACUAAAACAGUUGGGAAUAGUGUUGCUAUCUUAGGAUGGUUAGAGUAAGGAAGGAUCUCUUUUGAAGGGUAGUGUUUGAAACAUUUUGAAAGAAGUGAGGAAAGCAAACCACUAUGAGAUAGAGGAAACAGUCUUCUAGGCAGAGAAAAUAGGAAAUACAAAGGCCCUGAGGCAGGAAUUAAUUUGGCUGGAGGGAAGGAGUGAGGUUAGGGUGGCCCACACUGUGUGGUGGAAAAGAAAUGCAGGAUUGGCUUCAAAUUUCAGCUUUCCCCUUUGCUGUUUGGCCUCAGGCCAAUAGUUCACCUCUCUGUCUCAAGUUUUCUCAUAUGUAAAAUGGUGAUUUGAUUUGUUCCUUUGUGAAUAAGGAGGAUAUAGGAUGCUUGGGCUAGUGAUUUAUUGAGAGAGUGCUCUUAAGAGACUCUAGAAGAUGAGGAAGAAGUUUAUCAUCACCCUGACCCUAUGGGACAAUGCACUAUGUGUUGGACCACAGAGGUUGUCCUGCCCUGAGGUGAGAGCCUGGGCUAUUAUGUUCUUACAUCAGGCAGAAGAGGGGAGGCUAGGUCCCUUUCCUCAGUCGAGAGCAAUCCUCCAAAAUAAGGUGAAGGGGAGGGGACAGCUGUUAACAGCUGGGAUAUGGGUGCACCAUCCCUGUAAAAGGAAUUUGGUGGGUCAACAGCAUCUACAAAUGAGGCUAUUAAAAGUAUGUAGCUCAUAGGAUUAUUGAUCAGAUUAAAUGGAUUAAUCCAUGUAAAGUGUUUAGCAGUGUCCCUGGGCCAAAAAACAUUAGCAUGGGCCAGAUCUUCUAACCCAUGGUCUGGGGUUUAGAUUGUGGGGGAGAU